GUAGCCCCCCAGGGUAUCUGCUCAUCCUCUGGACUUAUCCUUUUUGUGACUUGGGUUUUUUUUAACACAAGGACUUUUGCAGCUCUGCACAUUCAGUUUUCCUGGUCACAGUGUAGGUGGAAAUGGCUGUUACAAUUCUCCCCUUUCUCGCACUAUGUUGUUACACUUUGGAUGCAGUUUCUGCUUUUGUGAUGUCCAACUCCAACUCCAUCAAGAACCUUCCUUCUUCACCAGUGGGUCAAGUACCAGGCUUCUACCCAGUCAGUGUCAGCCCGGACUCCUUUUAUGACAUUGCCAACAAGUACCAACCUCUAGAUGCUUAUCCUCUUUAUACCUGUUCAGAAGACGAUGACUGUGCAUUGGAUGAGUUUUGCCACAGCUCCAGAAAUGGGAAUACCAUGGUAUGCCUGGCAUGCAGGAAGCGCAGAAAACGUUGUAUUCGUGAUGCCAUGUGUUGCAUGGGCAACUACUGCAGCAACGGAAUCUGUGUCCCUAUUGAGCAAGAGCAGGAACGCUUCCCCCAAACUGGGUACAUUGAAGACCCUGUAGUGGAAAAUUAUCAUGAACCUGCUACAGUGGACUCUCAGACUAAAUUUACCACCUCUCCCUCUGGAAUGCAGCCAUUCAAAGGUCGUGAUGGUGAUGUAUGUCUUAGGUCAACAGACUGUGCCCCCGGAUUGUGCUGUGCUCGUCAUUUCUGGUCAAAGAUCUGCAAACCUGUUCUUGAGGAAGGUCAAGUGUGCACCAAGCAUAGAAGGAAGGGAUCUCAUGGGCUAGAGAUUUUCCAGCGUUGCCAUUGUGGAUCUGGACUAUCUUGUAGAUUACAAAAAGGAGAAUUCACAACUGUACCAAAAACAUCCCGGCUCCAUACUUGCCAAAGACACUGAGGAUACAGUGAUUGACUCUUUAAAUUAAGCUAUAAUAUUGAUUAGCAGAUCAUCUACUCUUCAGAUGUACCUGUAUAUAAUCAGUUAACACUAAGUACUCUGGCUUCAUCUAUGAACUUGAGUAACAAAACUUGUUUCUUUUUAUGGAACUAUCUUCAGUGUUUGCAGUAAAUUACUGUGUUGUAAAUAAAUAAUGCAACUCUCGGUUGUAAAUAUUUAUGUACAUUAAUUGCUACUAUGUUUUCACUCAUAGUCUAUUACUAUGUAAAUGUCUUCUUUUUAUAUGAUAUAGCUACAGUUUUAGAAUAUCUGUAUAUUAACUGAAAUAAAUAUUCUUGAAAAA
Bombina bombina (fire-bellied toad) is the source of this 1230-nucleotide messenger RNA. RefSeq names its product dickkopf WNT signaling pathway inhibitor 1 (gene DKK1). The transcript has 4 exons. Gene Ontology annotation, cellular component: extracellular region. The record is from RefSeq and is a predicted model, not a curated record. Gene Ontology annotation, biological process: multicellular organism development; negative regulation of canonical Wnt signaling pathway. NCBI's taxonomy places the organism in Eukaryota, Metazoa, Chordata, Amphibia, Anura, Bombinatoridae. Gene Ontology annotation, molecular function: receptor antagonist activity; co-receptor binding. The coding region runs from base 123 to 887 and encodes 254 amino acids.